This is a messenger RNA of Rhipicephalus sanguineus (brown dog tick), 1895 nucleotides long. Its product is annotated as transcriptional regulatory protein AlgP. NCBI's taxonomy places the organism in Eukaryota, Metazoa, Arthropoda, Arachnida, Ixodida, Ixodidae. Bases 263 to 1513 code for a protein of 416 amino acids. The record is from RefSeq and is a predicted model, not a curated record. The transcript is spliced from 7 exons.
CCAGCCGGGAGCCGGUUCAGUCAGUUUGAGCCGACGACUUGGCUCGCAUGGAUGUCAGUGGAGCAAGCGAGCCAAGAAGCGUGCUUGGCGUUUUGUCGUGCUUCGCGCUGGCUUUUAUUCGUUUCCGCCAGGCCCUUUAACGAGUCGUGAUUAUCUGUACUGUCCUGCGGAUUUGUUGCGAAGCCACGCCCUGUGAUUGACGGUGGAACUCCCUGUAACAAGCAUCGAAGCCGAAGUGGGCGCAUUGUAGCUCCCCGGCACCAUGUCUGCCUCACGCCUGGAGCAGAUGAGGAGCCAGUUCCAGCAGAAUCUGCAGCAGCGCAGCGGUCUUCCACGGCCGACGCGGAUCCCUGGACCAUCAACAACCGCUGCCACUGCCAAGGCUUCGUCCGCUGUCAAGCAAGCCGCACCGUCUCUGUCUCGUUCGAAUGGCCACACCUUUGUAGAUGGAGAAACGGUCUCGCGGGCCAACGUCAACGGUAAACUUCAGAACGGCAGUGUUCACAAGGACAUCUCGGCCGCGAGAAAUGGUCAGCUUAACGGCACAUCUCGACCAGCAACAAAUGGGACAUCUAGGCUGCAAACUAAUGGAACAUAUCGGCCACAGACCAAUGGUUCCUCCGCAGGCAGGACAGUUGUGGUGAACGGCGCACGGCCCCAGACGAAUUCUACGCAGCAUACGUUACCUCCGGUUGCCAAGGGUGGUGUACUCAUGACUAUGACGACGACUCAGCUGAGGCAGCUCUGUAAUGGACAUCAGAAUGGCUGUGGGUCCCAAAAGCCACCUGCAAAGCCUGCUUCUGUGCCGGCUUCAAGGACAGCAAGCUCCGUAGCACGAACACCUCAAACUGUGCCAUCAAGCAGAACUCCUAGUGCCAAGCCAGCUGCUGCCAAAGCAGUUUCGGUUGAACAGCCAAAGAAGCCUACCACUGCGCCCACGUCAAGGCAGACCCGAACUCCGAAUGGUACCGCGGUUGUCGCCACUCAGCAGAGGACAUUGCCAGCGGCCCCAAAAGCGGCACCUCCCCCACCUGAGGCUCGGCCCUUGGGCCCGAACCAGGAGCGAUGCGACAUCUGUGGCCGGGGCUUCAACAAGGACCGCAUCGAGAAGCACAGGACCAUAUGCCAGAAGGCGGCGACCAAGAAAGUGAAGGUGUUUGAUGCAACCAAGAUGAGGACAAAGGGUACGGAGGCGGAAGCAUUUGUGAAGAAGGGUUUCCACAAGAAAGAAGUGCCGGUGAAGAAGCCCAACUGGCGCGCCAAGCACGAGGAAUUCCUCAACGCAGUCCGGCAGGCGAGGCUGGUGCAGGAACACCUGGCCGCUGGCGGCAAGCUGUCUGACCUGCCGCCGCCGCCUCCGUCGGAGAACCCGGACUACGUGCAGUGCCCCAAGUGCCUCCGCAAGUUCAACGAGACGGCUGCCGAAAGGCACAUUCCCCGCUGCAACCUUGCCCCCAAGGCGUCUUCUGGCACGCCGACCAGGAGGCCAGCCGCCCUCUACGGCCGCAAGUGACGGGACCGUUUUUAUACUUGACCAGUCACCCAGAGUGACACAGACCACGUUGAAGAAUGUUGAAAAGCCGUGAAUCUUCUCUGCUGCUCAAGCGACGAGCAAUUAGUCGUUCAGUGAUGUUUGGCAGCAAGACUCUCGCCAGUAUAUUUUUAUUCCUGGCCGUGUUUUAAAAUACCAAGGCAUGUUUUUUGCAGUUGUGCAACUCAAGGGCAAAAGAAUGCGAGCGAUGUUGCAUCCCGUGAGAGUUCCCGGUGAAUUUGAUUUUUUUUCUGUGGCUUUUACGUUUUCAGCUUUUAAUAUAGCUUUACUGUGCUUUGCCACACCUCUUGUUAUGGUCACUUUUGGCGAGAAUUUGUUGUAAAUAAAUGCUUUUUCUCUUGUA